AUCGGGGGAGGGGGCUCCCUGCUUGGUAUAGGCACUGAUAUAGGUGGCAGUAUCCGUAUUCCUGCAUCCUUCUGUGGAAUCUGUGGUUUCAAACCAACUGCAGGUCGGCUCAGUUUACAGGGAGUUCGUCCAAUUUAUCGAGGGCAAAAGACAGUGUCGUCAUCUGCUGGACCCAUGGCAAGAGAUGUGGACAGCCUGGCUCUGUGCAUGCAGGCACUUCUUUGUGACCACAUGUUUUCUUUGGACCCACCAUUACCUUUUAAUAUGGAGAUAUACAGAAGCUCCACACCUCUAAGGAUUGGUUAUUUGGAAAAUGAUGGCUACACGCAUCCAUCUCCAAGCAUGGCCCGAGGCGUCAGAGAGGUCAAAGCUCUGCUAGAGCAG
Molecule: messenger RNA, 384 nt
Organism: Neolamprologus brichardi
Lineage: Eukaryota; Metazoa; Chordata; Actinopteri; Cichliformes; Cichlidae
Source: RefSeq, a predicted model, not a curated record